Oldenlandia corymbosa var. corymbosa is the source of this 423-nucleotide messenger RNA. The record is from the annotation of a GenBank genome assembly. NCBI's taxonomy places the organism in Eukaryota, Viridiplantae, Streptophyta, Magnoliopsida, Gentianales, Rubiaceae.
AUGUCGAAGCGAGGACGCGGAGGAUCGGCUGGUAACAAGUUCAGGAUGUCUCUGGGUCUUCCAGUGGCUGCGACCGUGAAUUGCGCCGACAACACCGGGGUAAAGAACCUUUACAUCAUUUCAGUGAAGGGAAUGAAGGGUAGGCUCAACCGUCUCCCUUGUGCUUGCGUCGGUGACAUGGUUAUGGCCACCGUCAAGAAGGGUAAGCCCAAUCUGAGGAAGAAGGUCAUGCCCGCAGUCAAUGUCCGCCAGCGCAAGCCAUGGCGCCAAAAGGACGGUGUCUACAUGUACUUUGAAGAUAAUGCUGGAGUGAUUGUUAAUCCCAAAGGAAAAAUGAAAGGUUCCGCAAUCAGUGGUCCCAUUGGAAAGGAGUGUGAUGAUCUUUGGCCUAGGAUUGCAAGUGCUGCCAAUGCGAUUGUUUAA